Molecule: messenger RNA, 8870 nt
Organism: Lonchura striata (white-rumped munia)
Lineage: Eukaryota; Metazoa; Chordata; Aves; Passeriformes; Estrildidae
Source: RefSeq, a predicted model, not a curated record
AGAGGAGGGGAGAUCAGCUAAAGCCAGUCAUAGCAAUCUGUGGCAAUAACAACAUGCCAGAACUCUUAAACUGCUGUGAGGGCUGAUUUUUCUCCUUCCACCUCUGCUUUUUCUGUCUCUCUGCUGUAGAAAUGCACCAGCAUUGCACUCUGCUGAUAGACUUGAACCUUUCACAUCUCCUACACCUCCUAGAAUGAGGGAAAGGCAUCUGGAUUCAUAGCACCUCAUCUGCAGAGCAUUGGCUGCCCAAAUGAAGAAUAAACAGGUGAAUUUGGCACAGAAAUCAUGGAUAGAAAGAGCAUUUUACAAGAGAGAAUGUGUUCAUAUCAUACCCAGCACCAAAGACCCUCAUAGGUGUUGCUGUGGGCGUCUGACAGGUCAACACAUUGGACAGCCUCCAAGCACCUCCAUUACUCAGAAUGAGAAAAAUGAAACCAGGCUUGCUCGCAAUGACAUCCAGUCGGAGAAGUGGUCCAUCAGCAAGCACACACAGCUCAGCCCGACGGACGCUUUUGGAACCAUUGAGUUCCAAGGAGGAGGCCACUCCAAUAAAGCCAUGUAUGUACGUGUGUCUUUUGACACAAAGCCUGACCUUCUUCUGCAUCUGAUGACCAAAGAGUGGCAACUUGAGCUCCCCAAACUUCUCAUCUCUGUGCACGGGGGCCUCCAGAAUUUUGAACUUCAGCCAAAACUCAAACAAGUCUUUGGAAAAGGACUUAUUAAGGCUGCAAUGACAACUGGAGCAUGGAUAUUCACUGGAGGAGUAAACACAGGGGUCAUUCGGCAUGUUGGAGAUGCCCUGAAAGAUCAUGCCUCAAAAUCUCGAGGGAAGAUCUGCACCAUCGGUAUAGCGCCCUGGGGGAUUGUGGAAAAUCAAGAGGACCUGAUUGGCAAAGAUGUGGUUCGACCAUACCAGACAAUGUCUAAUCCCAUGAGCAAGCUGACUGUGCUCAACAGCAUGCAUUCUCAUUUUAUUUUGGCUGACAACGGUACUACUGGCAAAUAUGGAGCAGAGGUAAAGCUUCGUAGACACCUGGAAAAGCACAUUUCACUUCAGAAGAUAAAUACAAGAAUUGGCCAAGGGGUUCCAGUUGUGGCCCUUAUUGUGGAAGGAGGUCCCAAUGUCAUCUCCAUUGUCCUGGAGUACCUGCGAGACACUCCUCCUGUUCCUGUUGUGAUAUGCGAUGGCAGUGGCCGAGCAUCUGACAUCCUAGCCUUUGGUCACAAAUAUUCUGAAGAAGGAGGACUUAUCAACGAGUCUUUGAGGGACCAGUUGCUAGUUACCAUCCAGAAGACUUUCACAUACACCCGAACCCAGGCACAGCACCUCUUCAUUAUCCUCAUGGAGUGCAUGAAAAAGAAGGAGCUGAUCACAGUUUUUCGAAUGGGAUCAGAAGGACACCAGGAUAUUGAUUUAGCUAUCCUGACAGCACUACUAAAAGGAGCUAAUGCAUCUGCUCCCGACCAGCUGAGCCUAGCACUAGCCUGGAACAGAGUAGACAUCGCCCGCAGUCAGAUCUUUAUUUAUGGGCAGCAGUGGCCGGUGGGCUCCCUUGAGCAAGCAAUGCUGGAUGCACUGGUGUUGGACAGAGUGGAUUUUGUGAAAUUACUCAUAGAAAAUGGAGUAAGCAUGCAUCGUUUUCUCACCAUCUCCCGGCUAGAGGAAUUGUACAAUACGAGACAUGGACCAUCCAACACUCUGCAUCAUCUAGUGAGGGAUGUGAAAAAGCGAGAAUAUCCAGGUUUCGGUUGGAUCUAUUUUAAGGGAAACUUACCUCCUGAUUAUCGGAUAAGUCUGAUUGAUAUUGGAUUGGUGAUAGAGUACCUGAUGGGAGGAGCGUAUCGCUGCAAUUACACCCGAAAGCGGUUCAGAACACUGUACCACAAUUUGUUCGGGCCCAAGAGGCCAAAAGCCCUGAAGCUGUUGGGAAUGGAGGAUGAUGUCCCUUUGCGUCGAGGGAGAAAACCAACAAAGAAAAAAGAAGAAGAAGUUGACAUUGAUAUGGAUGACCCUGAGAUCAAUCAUUUUCCCUUCCCAUUCCAUGAGUUGAUGGUGUGGGCUGUGCUGAUGAAACGUCAGAAGAUGGCCCUUUUCUUUUGGCAACAUGGGGAAGAGGCUAUGGCUAAAGCACUGGUGGCCUGCAAACUCUGCAAAGCCAUGGCCCAUGAAGCAUCAGAAAAUGAUAUGGUGGAUGACAUAUCCCAAGAGCUGAACCACAAUUCCAGGGACUUCGGCCAGCUGGCGGUCGAGCUGUUGGACCAGUCAUACAAACAGGACGAGCAGCUGGCAAUGAAACUGCUGACUUACGAGCUGAAGAACUGGAGCAAUGCCACGUGCCUGCAGCUUGCAGUGGCAGCCAAGCACAGGGACUUCAUUGCUCACACUUGCAGCCAGAUGCUGCUCACUGACAUGUGGAUGGGUCGUCUCCGGAUGCGAAAAAAUUCUGGCUUAAAGGUAAUUCUAGGAAUUCUACUUCCUCCUUCAAUCCUCAGCUUGGAGUUCAAGAACAAAGAUGAUAUGCCCUACAUGACCCAGGCCAAUGAGAUCCAUCUUCAAGAAAAGGAUCCAGAGGAACCAGAGAAGCCAGUGAAAGAAAAAGAUGAGGAAGACAUGGAACUCACUGCAAACAGCAGGAGCUGCCCACAGGACCCCGACUGCAGGCAGGCAGAAGGACCUGCCUACAGGACCCAAUAUGCAGGCAAGCCGAAGGACCAGCCCACAAGACCCACCUACAGGACCCGUUUGCAGGCAAUGCUUGGACGGGGGAAUGGAGAGUCCUCAAGAAAGAAAGAGGAUGAGGAAGUUCAGAGCAGGCACAGAAUGAUCCCCAUUGGAAGAAAGAUUUAUGAGUUCUACAAUGCUCCUAUCGUGAAGUUUUGGUUUUAUACCCUGGCAUACAUAGGCUACUUGAUGUUGUUCAACUACAUUGUGUUGGUGAAGAUGGAUCGCUGGCCAUCUAUUCAGGAGUGGAUUGUCAUCUCAUACAUUUUCACUCUAGGAAUAGAGAAAAUGAGAGAGAUCCUAAUGUCAGAGCCUGGGAAACUGCUGCAAAAAGUCAAAGUUUGGCUCCAGGAGUACUGGAAUGUUACCGACCUCAUAGCCAUCCUCCUGUUCUCUGUUGGGAUGGUUCUCCGUCUGCAAGACCUGCCUCUCCGGAGCGAUGGACGCGUCAUCUACUGCGUCAACAUCAUCUACUGGUACAUCCGGCUGCUGGACAUCUUCGGCGUGAACAAGUACCUGGGGCCCUAUGUCAUGAUGAUCGGGAAAAUGAUGAUAGACAUGAUGUACUUUGUCAUCAUCAUGUUGGUGGUUCUGAUGAGCUUUGGUGUGGCAAGACAGGCAAUUCUCUUCCCCAAUGAGGAGCCUUCAUGGAAGCUGGCGAAAAACAUUUUCUACAUGCCUUACUGGAUGAUCUAUGGGGAAGUGUUCGCAGACCAGAUAGACCGUAAGCAAGUUUAUGAUUCUCAUACUCCAAAGUCAGCACCUUGUGGUCAGAAUGAAACCAGAGAAGAUGGCAAAAUAAUCCAGCUACCUCCCUGCAAGACAGGAGCAUGGAUCGUUCCUGCCAUCAUGGCCUGCUACCUCUUGGUAGCAAACAUCCUUUUGGUGAAUCUUCUCAUUGCGGUUUUCAACAACACCUUUUUUGAAGUCAAAUCUAUAUCAAACCAAGUUUGGAAGUUUCAAAGGUACCAGCUCAUCAUGACAUUCCAUGAAAGGCCUGUUCUCCCACCACCUCUGAUCAUUUUCAGCCACAUGACAAUGAUAUUUCAACACCUCUGCUGCAGAUGGAGGAAGCAUGAAAGUGACCCGGAUGAGAGAGACUAUGGACUAAAACUUUUCAUAACUGAAGAUGAAUUGAAAAAGGUUCAUGAUUUUGAAGAGCAGUGCAUAGAAGAGUAUUUCAGAGAAAAGGAUGACAGAUUCAACUCCUCCAAUGAUGAAAGAAUCCGUGUCACUUCAGAAAGGGUGGAGAACAUGGCCAUGCGACUGGAAGAAGUAAAUGAGAGAGAGCACUGCAUGAAGGCCUCUCUGCAGACAGUUGACAUCAGGCUUGCUCAGCUGGAAGACAUGAUGGGGCGAAUGGUGACUGCCUUAGAAAAGAUGGCUGGCAUUGAGAGAGGCGAGACAGCUAAGAUCCGAUCCAGGACCUCAUCUGACUGUACUGAUGCAGCCUACAUUGUACGGCAGAGUAGCUUCAACAGCCAGGAAGGAAAUGCCUACAAGCUUCAAGAGAGCAUUGAUCCCACGGGAGAGGAGUCCAUGUCCCCAACGUCACCUACGAUCACAUCCCGCUUGCGAAGCCACUCCUUCUAUGCAACAAAUAUUAAGGACAAGUGUGGGUUGGAAAAGUUGGAAAGCAUUUUUAAAGAAAGAUCUCCAAGCCUGCAUCGGGCAAUCAGUUCCCACUCAAUAGCAAAAGAAGGAAAGGCUCCUUUACCCCCUACCAGCACUUUGUCAAUUGCCCCAGAUUCCAGAAGACCUUCGUCUUGUAUAGACAUCUAUGUUUCUGCCAUGGAUGAGAUGCAUUCUGACACAGAACCUCUUGAGAGCUCCAUAAAUAUUCUUGGUCCUGAAGAUGCAGCUCUCCCGGUUCACAUAGCCUCUUCACUUUUAACUAAUAGUGCAUACAUCAGCAGUACAGCUGGUGAAAAGAUCUCUGGCAGGAGUCUUGAUUAUGAGGAAACUUCUGGAAUAGAAGCAAGAGCAUUUUCUUCAGACUAUUCACAAAUCACAGAAUGCCAAAUCCCAUGGGAUUCAGACCCUCCCUUGUAUCAUACUUUAGAGCGAUCUAAAAGCAGUCGUUACCUGGCUACUACUCCAUUUAUUCUGGAGGAAACACCAAUUGUGAAAUCUCACAGCUUCAUGUUCUCUCCUUCUCGAAGCUACUUCAGCAGCCUUGGCAUCCCAGUUAAAACAGCAGAGUACACAAGUAUUACAGAUUGCAUAGACACAAGGUGUGUGAGCGCUCCCCAGGCCAUUGCAGAGAGGGCCAGUUUCCCUGGAAGUCUCAGGGGCAAAGUGGAAGACUUGGGAUGCUGUCACCCAGAGAGAGAAGCUGAACUAACCCACCCAAGCUCCGAUCAUGAGGAUAUUGAGGUCAAAGACAAGAAGGGAAUCCCCUUAUCUCCUCAAGACAGCAGUGCUACAACAACUCUACCCAACAGCAUCCCACUUCCAAAAAUAGAGCGAGCCAACAGCUACUCUGCUGAGGAGUCCAACGUGUUGUAUGCACAGCACACACGAAAGAGCUAUUCCAUCAGUGACAAACUUGACAGGCAGCGAAACACAGCAAGCCUGAGGAGCCCCUUAGAGAGGAGUAAGUCCUCGAGGCCAGACAGCAGAGGAGACAACCUGUCCAUGAGGAGACUGUCAAGAACUGGAGCCUUCUGCAGCUUUGAAAGCAAGCACACUUAGGCUUAUACAAAGGUCACCAGCAGUCUAAGGGUCAUCUGCUCUUCAGUCUGUUUUUCUUAGCAGACUUUUAAAAAGCUCUCACAUCACCCCAUGUUGAGUACAAUUGGCAUUAGCCAUGGAUCAAGGGAGCACAUUUUCAACCUCAGCAUCACCACUGACAUACUCAACCUUGACCCACUUUACAUUUGCAUUGAAGAAAAAAGGGAGGAAUGAAAGCUUUACAAAACCUUCUGUAAACAAGAGGAAUACUAAGCCCCCUUAAUGAAGUCAGAAGACAUAGAUUAAUAGCUCCAGAUAUCUGCAUUUCAUUACAGGGUAUCCUAAGACCUUUUAUCAUUAUUCAAGUUUUUAAGAUGCAGGAAUUAACUGGCAAAAAAGAAAUAUACAAAUUAUAUGUUACAAACUUCAUUACAACUUCUUUUUCAUCUAUGUCACCAUUAUGAUGACUGGUGAAAAGCAUUUGUUACUUCUGUAGGAACUGGCAGCAAAAACACCUAAAGUCUCCCAAGUCCCUUGCAUCCCACACUUAUGGAAAUGAAGAAAGAUGAACAUAACAACAACUAUAAAUGUUCAUUUGUCUCCUUUUGUAUCAACUUCUAGUGCCACAGAAAGUUUAUAUUUUCAAGAGCAGAAAGGGAAAUGAAAUGCCUUUUUUACUGCAACUUAAAUGGAAGAAGAAUUUAUGUUAAAAUGUCAGGUGAUUUCCUGUGUACAACAGGCAUUCUAGAUUCUAGCACAGGUGAGCAAGCUCAGGAUGAAUGUAAUUAAGUGGAAUAGUAUAUAUUUAUUUUUUUACCACAUUUGUCAUCAGUAUGUUGUCUCACUAAGUCAAAGGAUAUGAUGAAACAGUAAGAAUAGGAUGAGCAGAGCAGAGCAUAGUAAUAGUGUCCAGUUCUCACUGCUCAGUUUAAUUAUAUAUAAAUUGGGGAGAUUUAUCCACCAUGCUGCUACCAGGUUCUUCUUGCGGUUUCAUUUCAGCUGCCUAUUCUUCAUAUCAUUCCCCCACCUAAAAAUAUACACCUUUUUUUUCUUUUUUUUAAUGUGAACAUAGCCCUAUUUAGACUUUUUAAAUUAUACAGGAUUUAUCAUGAAGUGUGAAUCCAGAUUCAUGUAAUUAGACUGAAGCUGCUUAAAGGAAAGCAUUUUUGGCAGAGGACUGAAAAACACUAGAAUUUCUAUAUGCUUCUAAGGUAAGUAAAAGAACCAAAGUGAAACUGCAAGUGUCUGUAAACAGCAAAAGCCUUCAGUUCUGAGUAGGCAUCCACCGUUCAUCAGCAUAUCACACAGUGAGAACUUUUAGUAGGAGAAAGUGUGUCUGAACGGUAGUGCUGUUUCAGGUUUGGUUGAAGAUGGGUGUAACUCCAUUGCCUCCACCCACAUUCCAAGGGCCACAUUGUCAACCAGAGUUUCAAACUUCUCAUGAGACAAUGUCCAGUGGUCACAGGUGGAAGGGUAUACAGAAGACUAAAGAAGGGUGGAGAAGCAUAAGCUGCAACUGGAAAAACAAUUCACAUUCCUUUAUGAUGGCACAACUUUUAAGCUUUUAAAAAGUUGACAUUAGUAUUAUCAGAUGUUAAAAUAUCUCAACAGUUACCAAUACCUAUGUAGAACCAGCUCUUUUUUGUUAUUAAAAAUGAACAUUUGUGAGUGGGGUACAUAUUUCACAUUAUUUAAAUUGAAUUAUCUUUCAAAGGCAGCUUUGAGAAUACAAGUUGAUAUUUUCUCACUGAGUCCUCACCCUGGGAGACUCUGAGCACCAUCUGAGAGUUAAGUCCUAAAGGCAACUAAUCCAGACAGAAAAAUAAUCAUCAUCCUCAAGAAAGGGGGCCAAGAAGAUAAAAACAUUUAGGUAACAAGUCACUGCGUUGGAAGUUCAGGAAACAAGGAAAUGCAGCAAGGGGAUGUUAAGAACAAUGUGUUUCACACUUCCUGCACCAACGUGUUCUUUGCUUUCUUCUGUUUGAUCAGGCUUUCAGUGAACUAAACUCCACCAAGACACCAUGCUUAUGCAAUUGCCUUGCAGGCCACGUGCAGCAUUACAGUCACAUGGCGAUACCAAGAAAGGUCGGAAACCUUUCUGUGCAUUAUGAAGCAUGCUUGUGGCAGGCUGAUUGUUGAACAAUAGCAAAAUGCCGAGGGGCAAAGGAACUUGUGUUUAACAAUAUGCUUCAAAUGUGCCAACCUUCUGUUAGCAGCCUUUUCCUAAGGCUUCUCCAAACCUAUCUAUCUAUGGAGAGUAGAGGGGGAUAUUCUUACUUUGUUUUCUUUGUUACUUUUAUGAAUGUCUGCUAAAACUGUUGUGGACUCUUUCAUCGUCAUUGCAUUAUUGGUCUACUCAAGAGGACUUUCAGAUUCAUUAGAAAUUCCUCAACAGUGCUUAGUGAAUUAGGCAUAGGGCUCUCCUCUGGGGUAGAUUCCAUUGGUUAGUUUGUUAGUGUAAAGAAGUUUGCCAAGCCUAGAAGCUGUAUAAAUAUUUAGGAUACAGCACCUUACUGAUCUGGAGCACAGGUUCCAGGUAAAAUGAAACAGAACACUUUAUUUACCUCUUAAAAUUUGCCAUUAUAUAUAAAAUGUAAAUUCAGAUGUUAAAAGUGUGAUUGCAGGAGGUCAGAACACUACUUUUCCUGAAUGUUUCCCAUUUAUUCUACAAUGUGGUGUCUAUAGAAAAUAUUAUGAUGGAUGUUAGAUUAUUUGAUUUUCACCUGGUUUUUACACAUUGCAUCAAACAGCUCCUUUUUGAAUGAUAAAACAUUCCCAUUUCUUGCAAUGGGACGAGACUUCCCACUCUUGAUAUUAUGACCAUUUAGUGAGAUAGAAGUCUCAUCAUCCAUCAUCAUGUAGCUAUAGCAUGUGCCAUAUGAUGUAUUCUGUAUCAAAGAAUAGUUUAUGAAAUAGACACAUAUAUAGUUGUGACAUGUGAUAAUAUUAGUGAACGUUACAGGGCAGGUUUAAUAUCUCAUUACAUGGUCUUGUUUGUAAAUCUGUAACAUUCAAUAAAAUAGCACAUGUUGCAUCAAACAUUAAGUUCCACUAUCCAAUUAUUAGCUUAUGUAUGGAAUAUGCAUUUCUGGUCACAGUGUGUAAGUUUGGUAUGUUUUGCACAAUUCUUUGUAUAGCUCCACUUAAACGUCUGUAUGAGCUGAUGUAUAAACCUCUAAUGAGCCACUGUGGGCUGUGACAGAUGAGUUGUGAUGGUGUGAAAGACAAACUGGCAUGUUAUGCAAAAGAUUAUAAGACAUAUGAACUUUAGUAAUAUUUUAAAACUCAACUGAACUUAGCUGUUUGUUUACAUAUGCUGGAAGAAGCAGUGUGCAGUAUUUUAUAAAUAUUUUCCUAUAGUAAUCCAUUCUGUUGUUUCCAGUUUAAGUGAUUCUAUUCUACAGUUGGGGUAUACACUUGUCCUAGGUAUUGUAUUAUAGCACAUUAUUCUUUCACAAUAACAGUGUGAUAUGAC